GUUCCGCAUGGCGGGUUGGUCUACUAGUAGUAAUUAUGCGGAGUUGCCGAGUUACUCGGAUCGCAUCACGACCGUUUAUAGAAGGCGAGGCUAGUAUUCUCUCUUUGGGGAAGACAAAUUAGUCGCAGUGAGAAGACGGGAAGCGAAAUAGCAUGGUUCCAUGAUUUUCGUGUCCUGUCUUUUUUUUUUUCGUAUUCAUCAAGCUAUCGUGGAUUAAAUCGCUUUCAAUUCUUGAGAUUCUAUAAGCCAGCAGCAGCAUUUACCAUGUGCUAUCGUACGUUGAUGGCCAACUUAGAUCCAAAGAAUGGGUAAAAAGAAACUCAUUCAGUUCCAUACAACUUUAAAACAUUUGAUCAACCAAAAACUGCCCGUGAAAGCAAAUUCUAAUGCCGUCACACUCUCCACAAAUAAAUUCCCGUCGGAACUCUGCCGUGCACAUCCCUACUCCAGUGAUCGUCUCUCCUCUCUCCAAGCUUUCUCUCUCUCUCUCCUUACAAGCCACCUGGUGGUCAGCGUGGCCUUGUCAACGGCCUUGGCUGUAGAUCGAAAACGCUCAAUUGGUGCUCCAGUUUUCGCCCUACUGAGAGUUGGCAGGUACUUAUGACACAUCAGAGGCUCAAAACGCCCAUGUAUGGGAAUCGAGCAUAUGGAUGCCUUUUUUUCCGGGGGAGCAAAAGGGGCGCUUAUCAAGGCUCAGAAGGGGAUAUACAAGUUGUGUGUACACCGCAUAAU
Molecule: messenger RNA, 732 nt
Organism: Trichoderma atroviride IMI 206040
Lineage: Eukaryota; Fungi; Ascomycota; Sordariomycetes; Hypocreales; Hypocreaceae
Source: RefSeq, a predicted model, not a curated record